UGUCUGUCUCCCUCCCACUCCCUGUUUGGAGAGUCCUUGGUGCUGCAGAGCCAGGGCUCUGGCCAUCCCUUUUCUGGCAGGUGCACUGCCUGGCCUGAAGCGGGCACCUGCUGGGGCUGGCUGUUCCUGCCCACUGACAUCGGAGUGACACGGCCCCUGCAGUAUGGGGACGGUCAGUGAGCUUUGUGCCUCGAGUUUCCAAGCCUUCCUGUGCCCCUCUGCGAUCGCCAAGGCAGUCCCCAGCGACCUGACCCCAGAGGAGUGCCAGGAGCUGGAGAACAUCCGUCGCCGCAAGCAGGAGCUACUGGCCGACAUACAGCGGCUGAGAGAUGAGAUAGCAGAAGUGACCAAUGAGAUUGAGAACCUGGGAUCCACGGAAGAGAGGAAAACCAUGCAGAGGAACAAGCAGGUGGCAAUGGGCAGGAAGAAGUUCAACAUGGACCCCAAAAAGGGGAUCCAGUUCCUGAUUGAGAACGACCUGCUGAAGAACACCUGCGAGGACAUCGCCCAGUUCCUCUACAAGGGGGAGGGGCUCAACAAGACGGCCAUUGGCGACUACCUGGGCGAGAGAGACGAGUUUAACAUCCAGGUCCUGCACGCCUUCGUGGAGCUGCACGAAUUCACUGACCUCAACCUGGUGCAAGCGCUGCGGCAGUUCCUGUGGAGUUUCCGCCUGCCGGGCGAGGCGCAGAAGAUCGAUCGGAUGAUGGAGGCGUUUGCCCAGCGGUACUGUCAAUGCAAUCCCGGCGUCUUUCAGUCCACAGACACCUGCUACGUCCUCUCCUUCGCUAUCAUCAUGCUGAACACCAGCCUGCACAACCCCAACGUCAAGGACAAGCCCACGGUGGAGCGAUUCAUCGCCAUGAACCGCGGCAUCAAUGACGGGGGCGACCUGCCGGAGGAGCUGCUCAGGAAUCUCUACGAGAGCAUAAAGAACGAACCCUUCAAAAUCCCUGAGGACGACGGCAACGACCUCACCCACACCUUCUUCAACCCUGACCGCGAGGGCUGGCUGCUGAAACUCGGGGGCAGGGUGAAGACGUGGAAGAGACGCUGGUUCAUUCUGACCGACAACUGCCUUUACUACUUCGAGUACACAACGGAUAAGGAGCCUCGUGGCAUCAUCCCCUUGGAGAACCUGAGCAUCCGCGAGGUGGAGGACUCCAAAAAGCCCAACUGCUUUGAGCUUUACAUCCCGGACAACAAAGACCAAGUGAUCAAGGCCUGUAAGACGGAGGCAGACGGGCGGGUGGUGGAGGGGAACCACACGGUGUAUCGCAUCUCAGCCCCCACCCCCGAGGAGAAGGAAGAGUGGAUGAAGUGCAUCAAGGCAGCGAUCAGCAGGGACCCCUUCUAUGAGAUGCUGGCAGCGAGGAAGAAGAAAGUGUCCUCCAUGAAGAGACAUUAGCAGCCUGGGCCAGCCGAGUGAGGUCGGCGUUCCCAGGCAGCGAGAGGCUCCCCUCCCCUGGAGAUGGAGAGAGCAGGGUGCCCGGCAAGGGCCUCUCCUGCAGCCCAGCACAGCCUGAAUUCCCAGGGACUAGCUUCAGCUUUUGCAAUUUCUUUACCAUUGGGGGGUGGGCAGGAGUUUGGGGGGGGCUGGGAGGGUCCUAGGGCCACAGCGAAGAGCCUGCAGCUACGGUCGUCGUCGGCAAAGCAGCCUCCUUGCGAGAUGAGCAGGAGUUUGGGGCUGGCAUCUCCCUUCUGGGCUCCCUUCCUAGGGAGCCGUUUUCAGGCCCUAGGCCAGGUCCGGAUGGCCUGGUGGGGGAGCGAGACACGUCACCUGCAAGGAGCUCACGGAGGAUUCGUCAGCGAUGCGUCUGCCCCAGCUGGAGCCCUGAGGCCAGCAGCCAGGGCUGGGGCGGGAAGUGUCGGGCGUGAUCUCUGCGGCGGGUCGAUGUGUAUGGGGCAAAGGCACCUGUACACACCUGUGGGGAGGGGCAGGGCGGGUGUGAUGGGAGCUCUGGGAGCCCUGCCCAAGCCUGGGGCCACCUCCUGCUCGACUCUGCCCAUGUGUCCUAUACCCCGGCCCCUGGGGAGGGAGCUGCGGUGUCUUGGCAUGGCCCCCAGGGCGGGGCCAGGCCGGGCUGAGCUGGGCACUUGUUUGGAAGCACUUUGGGCGUGUUCCGUCUGUCACUGCUCAGUCGGUGCUGGGCCGUUCAGCAGCAGGCGUUUCGCUUGCGAGGGGGUGGAAUCGCUGAGUGGGGAGGGAGGAGGCACUUGGGUGUGAACAUGACGCAAGCCAAGGGGAGCCCAUGUGCCUUGCCCACCCACCUACCCUCGUUCUAGAGGGCACCAGUCUGUCCUGGGCUCCUUGGAGAGCCCAGUGAGUUCUGGGACACACGGGGCAGCUGGGCUCGUUAGAGAUGGGAGCAGACGGGCACAGAGGUUCUAGGAAGGGGAGGCCAAGGGUCCGAAAACCAUCAUGGUGCCCUUAUGUAGCCAUAGCUUCCACAGAUGCCCAGUGCCGAGCUGCCAGCAGGAACCCUGCUGCUCCGGCCUUCCCCUGGAUCAGCCUAUUCCUGGAGCUGGCACCACUGGGCCUCGUGGGCUGUGAGCAGAGCUCAGGGAGCACCCAAAGGGCUCAGCGACAUCCCAGGCACACUGGAGCAGCAGGGCUGGGUUCGCCCAGGUGUCAUGAGAGGGGAUGGCAGAGCUUCCUGCAGAGGGAACUCCCCAGCAUCCAGGCAGGGAGGGGUCGGGCUGGUGAGGGUGUCCCAGGUCCUGCUGCUAGCACAAGCUGGGGUUUGGGAAUGAGGGGGCUGUGAAACCCAUGGGAAGGGGGACGAGUGUCCUGAGAAGGGCUGGAACCUGCCUGGAAGGCAGCUGCUCCCAGGGGCUGAAGGAGAGGUCAGUCUGGGGCACAGGGUUCCUCUGGAAGCUGCCCCAGCCUGCGUGGCCCCCGGGCCCUGAGGCACUGGGUCUGGAGAGAGGCACCCACAGCAGUAUUAGUCUAUUUAUCAGAGGUGUAAAUAUUCUGUAUAGUUUUCUCCUUUAAGGUUAUUUUGUAUUUGUUGAAGUUCUGUGCAGAGGCCUCUCUGGCAGGGCGGGAAGUGUUUCAGGGUUUUUUAGUCUGAUUCUAACUCUUUGGUUUUUUGCCACGGCCUUGUAAACUAGCGCUGAGGAUCUGCAGCAAAUAAACGUCAAACCUCUGCUCAGCCUCCUG
Molecule: messenger RNA, 3163 nt
Organism: Mauremys reevesii (Reeves's turtle)
Lineage: Eukaryota; Metazoa; Chordata; Testudines; Geoemydidae
Gene: CYTH1
Product: cytohesin 1
Exons: 13
Coding region: 164-1408 (414 amino acids)
Biological process (GO): regulation of ARF protein signal transduction
Molecular function (GO): guanyl-nucleotide exchange factor activity
Source: RefSeq, a predicted model, not a curated record